Talaromyces stipitatus ATCC 10500 is the source of this 795-nucleotide messenger RNA. RefSeq lists its product as uncharacterized. The transcript has 2 exons. Lineage: Eukaryota; Fungi; Ascomycota; Eurotiomycetes; Eurotiales; Trichocomaceae. The record is from RefSeq and is a predicted model, not a curated record. Bases 1 to 795 code for a protein of 264 amino acids.
AUGUCGUUCUCCAUGAAACGUGACGUCCAGCGCGAAGUGCCACGUACUUCCUCGGGUACGUUUGCUGUUCCGGGUCCCGUUUCCCGUGAGCGUCUUGAGGAGCAUGUGAAACGUGCCUCAGAUUCGCUUGCUGUGGCUGUUUCGAAACGCCGCAAGAAGCACAAGAAGAAGUCUGCCAAAUCCGUUUCCGAAUCGCCUGGUCUGGCCUCCGAAGGCUCAUCCGACCACGGAUCGAAUAGCGACGCGGUUAGUCCUUCCAAAUCGCGCCUCGAAGUCCCUGUUCUGAAGACGAAAGCCGGUACGAUUCGUCCUCUCGGUGAUGUGCGGUCCGUACCUUGUUACGAGUGUAUCCGCAGCAUCACCAACGAUUCGUUCAUAAAAUAUCCGCAUCGUUGCUACGACGUCAAGCACGAGACACGAAUCGGCGUCAACAGCCAGUGCAGCACAUGUGCCCGAAAGCACGUUUCGCCUUGUCUUCCUAUCCCUGCUGAAUUCGCCAAGGAUUCGGAUGCGAUUUAUGCUGCUUUCGAACUCGAAGGACAUACGGAUAGUGUCCGCGGGUCGGCCUUGGCUCUCUUGGAACGUAUGCCUGCAGAGCCUGCCGGGAAGAAGAAUCGUGUCAUAAAAUCUGAAUCCGAACCAAUCGCUUCGCCUAGUCCUUCCUUCGAACUUUCUCGCGUUUCGGAGGCUGAUUACGAUUCUGUCUUGCACUUCAGACGUGGUGUGAAAGAUCUGGCCGUCCCGAAUGACCUCCGUCUUUCGAUUCGCAAGAUCGUUUCGGAUUGGAUUCGGUAA